Molecule: messenger RNA, 1041 nt
Organism: Diachasma alloeum
Lineage: Eukaryota; Metazoa; Arthropoda; Insecta; Hymenoptera; Braconidae
Gene: GXIVsPLA2
Product: group XIIA secretory phospholipase A2
Exons: 3
Coding region: 164-784 (206 amino acids)
Biological process (GO): lipid catabolic process; arachidonate secretion; phospholipid metabolic process
Cellular component (GO): extracellular region
Molecular function (GO): calcium ion binding; A2-type glycerophospholipase activity
Source: RefSeq, a predicted model, not a curated record
UCAUCUUUUAGCACCUCCAUUUCUAUAAAUAUAUUUCGCCGCGUUGACGUGGGGACGGUGAACCGCUCACCGCGGCCAGUCAAAUUUUCACACGUUUGAAAGGACCAAAUCACCGCUCUCACCUAAGAAAUUCAGUAUUAGUGCUCAAUUAAAUUGCGCAAUUAUGGAUCUUCUCCGCUAUCGUAAAUUUUUCGUCUAUAUUCUCACAUUCAUGGCGUACGCAUGGUCUGGUUAUGGUGCUGGUCUACUGGGCAAUCUUCGCGAUGCUGUGCUAGCAGCAGAGACUGUUUUUGGUGAUUUUUUCCAAAAUGCCAUCACUGUGGCGAGAAAAAUGAAAGAUAUUCAUGAAGUAUUCGACGCAGCUGUGGAAGAAAAUUGUGUCUUUCAAUGUCCUUCGGGUGUGACUCCCAAACCAAACAGAAAUCAUGUGCCCCAGAGUAAUGGAUGUGGCUCACUAGGAAUUGAGAUAAGUUCGGAAUACCUGCCUCUCUCGGAAAUGACGAAAUGCUGCGAUCAACACGACAUUUGCUAUGACACCUGCAACAACGACAAGGAAAAAUGUGACUUGGAGAUGAAGCGCUGUUUGUACAAGUACUGCGAGGGUUACCAGACCACUGGGGUCACAGUUGUCAAUACCUGCAAAGCAGCAGCGAAAAUGUUGUUCACUGGUACAACUGCCCUCGGCUGCAAGAGCUACAUGGACGCACAGAGAGAGGCCUGCUGGUGUGGUGACAGGAAAAAAGAGAAGAAGAAAUCCAAGUGGUUCGGGGCUGACGAGCUGUAGCGAAAUCCAACAACUGAAAUUUCAUUGCAAUUUUUUCAUUUUCGUUUUUCAGCUCUCUUAAAACUGAAGAUAAUCGAAUCUCUGUAAAUAGCCAAUUGUAUUUUGUAAUUCAUCCUAAAAGUGAAGCUGUUAUUUUUGUGAUUAAAAAAGUUAAUUUAUUGACGGAGACAUUACGCUAAGGGGAGACUACUAUGAGUUUUCAAAGGAGUGGGAUAUUGAAAUGCGACCUCGCAUUUCGUAGACAGAAAUGCUUGCCA